Sitophilus oryzae (rice weevil) is the source of this 1938-nucleotide messenger RNA. Its product is annotated as synaptotagmin-12. Lineage: Eukaryota; Metazoa; Arthropoda; Insecta; Coleoptera; Curculionidae. Gene Ontology annotation, biological process: regulation of dopamine secretion; regulation of calcium ion-dependent exocytosis; calcium-ion regulated exocytosis. The transcript has 10 exons. Gene Ontology annotation, molecular function: clathrin binding; SNARE binding; calcium-dependent phospholipid binding. The record is from RefSeq and is a predicted model, not a curated record. Bases 210 to 1820 code for a protein of 536 amino acids.
UAAGCAUUUACUUAGAAAAAUCGCUUUUUAAACGCACGUCAAUCCCAGCUUCAAUAUGAUUAUUUACAAAAAGAAUAUGGACGUUUGAAGCUUCGGUGAACAAUCGCCGUAUUGGUUGCUGACUUUUAAAAUGACGAUUGUUUACAAUGGUAAUAAUAUUUACAAUAAAACAAUAGCGCAUUAUUUGAUGUAACUACAUUUAUAUAGUGAUGGGAUCGGAACAGCUCGCCUUGACCGUUAUUUGCGUCAUCCUGAUAGCUUUGUUGGUUUUUUUCGCCUUCUAUCAUUCCUUCAGCAUCAUCAACUGGAUAAAUGCAUGGAUAACCUCGAACAAAGAAGAAAAAGUCGGUUUGACUCGACUGAAAGGACAUUAUAAUGCAAAUGGAUAUUUGGUGCAGUCUGAUUCUGAUAUCCAAUUGGACUGGACCAGCGGUAGCUUUAAACGAUUUGACUCUGUGGAUAGAGACUUUCGCAUAUCUAUAGCUACAACAAGUUUGACCGAUUGGCAGGUCAGUUCCGAGGAAAAUGACUUUAUUCCACCACAACCCCUUCGACCUGCCCCUGUACCUACCAGCAUAACGCUGCCUUCAGUCAGUAUAGAAAAAAAAGACGAAUUAGUUGAGGAGGAAAAGGAUCAGAACAAGACAACAACCACCAAAACCAGCAGAGGUCUUGUUAUUGAAUCCACGACAAUAUCGCCAAUCCCCAGACCAGUCAGCUCUGUAAAUGUGGCAACGUUGGCUUCCCAGUCUUCGUUUCCUGUCAACUUAGAUCCUCCACCCCCUUCGCCAUCUCGCAACGUUUCAAGGACUCAAAGCGCCCCCUUGAAGCUCUCAUCGGCAGCUACUCAGCAGCAAAUAUCCGAAAUAAAAGAUAAGUCCGGUGACGUUGGUGCCAGCAGCUCCUUCGAAGAGACCGAUGUUAUUUCCGACAACCUAAAACGAGCCCUGUCCUGCGACAGCGUCUGUUCGGACACCUCCGUGGCUUUGGGUGACCUGGAGGACUUGAACGUCAGCGGCUAUUUGUGUAUCGGCCUAGAAUACGACAGCGAAAGUUGGGAUUUUAUCGUCAACGUGUUAGAAGCGAAAAACUUGAGCGGCGUGGCAAUAGUAGACGGGUUCAUGGACACGUACGUCCGAGUGUCCUUGCUUCCCGACAAAGAAGCGACCAUUCAAACUAAAGUGUACAGAAGCACCAGCAGCCCUAGUUACAAAGAGAGGUUUCUAUUCUCGCUGAAUCCAAGGGAGCAAAUGCAGAGAGCCUUGUGUUUUCAACUGUACGCCACAGAUUACCAAUCGCACACCCUUAUUGGCGAGGGAGAACUUCGACUGACUGAUGUAUCUUUAAGACAGCCGGUAACGACCUGGGUAACAUUAACUGACACUGGACAGAGAGGCACAGAGUUUGGUGAAAUAAUGUUUUCCCUAAGCUAUCUACCCACAGCGGAGAGACUUACAGUCGUAGUUGUCAAGGCCAGAAAUUUGAAAUUUCAACCUGGGUCUUCCGGAGAAGUAUUUGUUAAGGUUUAUUUAAUGGUACAAAAUAAGAAAAUCAACAAGAAAAAGACUUCAACUAAAAAGGGAGAGCACUGUCCUAUAUUUAACGAGGCCAUGAUGUUUAGUGUGCCUGUUCAUGCACUUAAUACAAUCCAAAUGCGACUGACGGUGGCUGAGGUUUCCUCAGAAGAUAAUUCCAAGGCCAUCCCACUCGGUCACGUGAUAGUAGGUGGUCAAGCGACGGGCAGACCCUUGAGCCACUGGAACCAAAUGCUCAUAGCUUUAAGAAAACCGGUAGCAAUGUGGCACACUCUUAGAAAAUAAAUAAUCGUAUGUUUACCGUCUUACCUCAACUUGACAGCUACAAGAAUUGAUUAAUUGUAUUCCUAGAUCAUAUAUACUUAUAUGUUCUAGGAUUGUAUUUCCUAUACUGCUGACAACA